CGUGUUUGCUGGGGGAACAAAAUAUCUGGAAGUGACUGUGAAGUGUCAUGUCGUCUCCGGCAGUUCUAGGCUGACUUUUACCUCCCCCCCCCCCCUCCUCUCUCUGUGUAAACUGGAGCCGCGGUGCAGGGCGGAGAGGAGUGACUGGGACAGACGGACAGAGAGCGGCAAUCACAGUCGACUCUAUACUAUUUGAAACUACAUUGCGUUUAUCAGCGUCAGAGAUGACAGGGGGCUGCAUGUGGACGACUGGGCUGGUUCUUCUCGCAGUCUGUGUGAAGGUUGCUGUAUGGGCCAGUGACGGGGGUGCAGUGUUCAUCAGAGAAUACACUCUGAUUAGACGAGACCACCUUCCAGAAGAGCCUCUCCAUGAUGUCAGCCAAAAACCAGAAGACCCUAAUUCUCGGACGGCCCGAUCAGAAGAGGACAGAGACACUCUGUGGGAUGCCUGGGGCUCAUGGAGUGAAUGUUCCCGUACCUGUGGAGGAGGCGCCUCAUACUCCCUCAGACGAUGCCUUAGUUCCAAGACCUGCGAAGGGCAGAAUAUCAAAUAUCGCACAUGCAGUAAUGUGGACUGCCCUCCAGAUGCUGGUGAUUUCCGUGCCCAGCAGUGUUCCGCUCAUGCAGACGUGCAUUACCAGGGUCAGUACCAUGAGUGGCUGCCUGUGUACAAUGACCCGGAAAACCCCUGCACUCUCAAGUGCAAAGCCAAGGGCUUGGGCCUUGUGGUGGAGCUGGCACCAAAGGUGCUGGAUGGGACCCGCUGUUACACCGAGUCCUUGGACAUGUGUAUCAGUGGAGUCUGCCAGAUUGUAGGUUGCGAUCAUGAGUUGGGGAGCACAGUAAAGGAGGACAACUGCGGUGUCUGCAAUGGAGAUGGCUCCUCCUGCAGACUGGUGCGAGGACACUACAAAUCCCAGCAUGCUUCAGGAAAAACUGAGGACACAAUUGUUGUCAUCCCCUAUAAGAGUCGCCAUGUACGUCUAGUCCUGAAAGGCCCGGAUCACUUGUAUGUGGAAAGUAAGACACUGGAAGGGGUAAAAGAUGAACUGGUCUUGGAUAAAACAGGGCAGUACCACCUGGAAAACACCACCUUGGACUUUCAGAAACUUUCAGAUAAGGAGGUCCUGAGAAUCACUGGCCCACUUGGAGCUGACCUCACAGUCAAAGUGCAGUUUGCCAGUGGAGCAGACAGUGUGGUCCAGUACAUAUACUACCAGCCCAUCAUCCACCGUUGGAGAGAGACCGACUUCUUCCCUUGCUCCGUCACGUGUGGUGGAGGGUACCAGCUAACCUCAGCAGAGUGCUUUGAUCUUCGGAGCGGCCGGGUGGUGGUGGAUCAGUAUUGCCAUUAUUACCCAGAGAACGUCAAGCCUAAACCCAAACUCCAGGAGUGCAACAUGGAGCCCUGCCUGGCCAGUGACGGCUACAAGCAAAUUAUGCCAUAUGACCUCUACCACCCCCUGCCCCGAUGGGAGAGCAGUCCCUGGACCGCCUGCUCCACCUCAUGUGGCGGAGGCAUCCAGAGUCGCUCCGUAUCCUGUGUGGAGGAAGACAUGCAAGGUGUCAUCACUCUCACUGAGGAAUGGAAAUGUCUCUACUCCCCCAAGACGGCUAUCCUGCAGCCCUGCAACACCUUCGACUGCCCCACUUGGCUGGCACAGGAAUGGUCACCUUGCACAGUGACCUGUGGUCAGGGUCUGCGCUACAGGGUGGUGUUAUGCAUCGAUCACAGAGGACUCCAUGCUGGAGGUUGUAACCCCACCACCAAACCCCAUAUCAAAGAGGAGUGCCUGGUGACCGUGCCCUGUUAUAAGUCCAUAGAUACGCUCCCAGUUGAGGCAAAACCUGUGUGGCAUAAGCAGGCCAUAGAGCUGGAGGAGGAGAUAAGUGUUACUGAGGAACCAACGUGAGUGCUGGACACGUGCAUGCGUGCAUAAAUAAGGAUAUUAAUUUGAUCACAGUGAUUUCAAAAUAUGUCUAUUUGUUGCUUUCUUCUAUUGAAAGCAGUAGGAGCUGAAGUUCAAACUUGUAAUUCUACUUAUAUUUACUGGCACUCCACACUACAACCAUAUACAUGCAAUUUACUGCCAGAGGUGAAGGUUCUGUUGAAACCAUCACAGGUGCUAGGGCUACAAAUAAGUUAGGAGGAUGCAACUGCUGAAGUUAUAAAUCUCAAGCUUCAUGGGAUAUUAGGAUUUAUCUUGAGUUGUAACUGAAGUAGACGGGGCCCGGUGCUGCCAUGAAACCUCAUGUCAACAGCAAUUUACGACAGCUUGGAGUCAAAAUGUACACCAGUAGCCCCCAUUUUUUUGACACUUCACUUCAAGAUAUGCACCAGUUUGAGUGCAUGUCUUUUUGUACACCUGCCAAAUGUUUGUCUGAAGGUUUUGUCAAGACAAGUAAAGAAGA
Messenger RNA from Micropterus dolomieu (smallmouth bass), 2412 nucleotides. RefSeq names its product ADAMTS-like protein 1. The transcript is spliced from 14 exons. The record is from RefSeq and is a predicted model, not a curated record. NCBI's taxonomy places the organism in Eukaryota, Metazoa, Chordata, Actinopteri, Centrarchiformes, Centrarchidae. The coding region runs from base 225 to 1913 and encodes 562 amino acids. Gene Ontology annotation, biological process: extracellular matrix organization. Gene Ontology annotation, molecular function: metalloendopeptidase activity. Gene Ontology annotation, cellular component: extracellular matrix.